AUGACCCCCAGCCUCACGGCCCUGCUCUGCCUGGGGCUGAGUGUGGGCCCCGGGACCCCAGAGCAGGCAGGGGCCCUGCCCAAACCCACCCUCUGGGCUGAGCCAGGCUCUGUGAUCACCUGGGGGGAUCCUGUGACCAUCUGGUGUGAGGGGGCACUGGGGGCCAAGGAGUUUCGUCUGUAUAGAAAGGAAAGCUCAGGCUCCUGGGACAGACGGAUAUCACUGGAACCUGGGAACAAAGCCCGGUUCCCCAUCCUACACAUGACACCUGACUACGCAGGGAGAUAUUUCUGUCUCUAUCACAGCCCCACUGGCUGGUCACAGGAUAGUGACCCCCUGGAGCUGGUGGUGGUGACAGGAUCUUACGCCAAACCCAGCCUCUCAGCCCUGCCAAGCCCUGUGGUGGUCUCAGGAGGGAACAUGACCCUCCAGUGUGGCUCAGGCCAGGAAUUUGACAGGUUCCGUCUGACUGAGGAAGGAGAACACAAUUCCUCCUGGACCCUGGACUCACAGCGACUCCCCAGUGGGCAGUUCCAGGCCCUGUUCCCUGUGGGCCCUGUGACCGCUAGUCACAGGUGGCUGUUCAGGUGCUAUGGGUAUUUCAACAACACCCCCCAGGUGUGGUCACUUCCCAGUGAGCGCCUGGAGCUCCUGGUCUCAGGUCGGUCCGGGAAGCCCAUGCUCCUGUCCCCGCAGGGCCCUGUUGUGGCCUAUGGACAGACCCUGACCCUCCAGUGUGGCUCUGAAGUUGGCUACAACAGAUUCGCUCUGGCCCGGGAGGGGGCCGGUGACCUCCAGCAAAGCCGUGGCCGGGGGUCCCCAGCUGGGCUGUCUCAGGCCCACUUCCCCCUGGGCCCGGUGAGCCGCCUCCACGGGGGCCGGUACAGAUGCUACGGGGGACACAGCCUCUCCGCCCAGUGGUCGGCCCCCAGCGACCCCCUGGACAUCCUGGUGGCAGGAUGGCUCCCUGACACCCCCUCCCUGUCCGUGAGCCCGGGCCCCAACGUGACCCGCGGAGAGAACGUGACCCUGCUGUGUCAGUCCCGAGGCCCGAGGGACACUUUCCUUCUGUCCAAGGAGGGGGCCGCUGAGCCCCCCCUGCGUCUGACCGCAGAGCGCACAGCUCAGAAGUUCCAGGCGGGAUUCUCCCUGGGUCCUGCCACCUCAGCCCUCGGGGGCACCUACAGGUGCUACAGCUCCCUCGGCAGGGACCCCUACCUGCUGUCACACCCCAGUGAGCCCCUGGAGCUCCUGGCAUCAGCCCCGCGCCCCCAGGAAUACACGCUGGGGAACCUCAUCCGCCUGGGCGUGGCCGCCUUCCUCCUGCUGGCCCUGGGGGUCCUGCUCUUGGAGGCUCUUCACAGCCACAGGAGGGCCCGAGACGGGGCAGGAGGGGGGCCCGGGAGGGGACAAGGCCCCGGCCAGAGCCCAUGA
Talpa occidentalis (Iberian mole) is the source of this 1434-nucleotide messenger RNA. RefSeq names its product leukocyte immunoglobulin-like receptor subfamily A member 6. The record is from RefSeq and is a predicted model, not a curated record. NCBI's taxonomy places the organism in Eukaryota, Metazoa, Chordata, Mammalia, Eulipotyphla, Talpidae. Bases 1 to 1434 code for a protein of 477 amino acids. Gene Ontology annotation, biological process: cytokine-mediated signaling pathway. The transcript is spliced from 7 exons. Gene Ontology annotation, molecular function: inhibitory MHC class I receptor activity.